This is a messenger RNA of Ectocarpus sp. CCAP 1310/34, 3346 nucleotides long. The record is from the annotation of a GenBank genome assembly. NCBI's taxonomy places the organism in Eukaryota, Phaeophyceae, Ectocarpales, Ectocarpaceae.
UCUCCGUGUGCCGGCUCCGAACAUGCUUGCUGCAUUCGAAGACCUGCGCCAGGGGGAAAGAAGACGCGCCAACUUUAAGGCAUUUUUUUACUCAUCGGAUACCGUUAAGCGAGAGGGGAGAGGAAGGCGACGAUGCCGAAACACGUCAACGAGGACUCCGUGGCAAUCAGAGGGCUCUCAGAGGAAGACGUCGCGGACCUUAAGGAAGCGUUCGACAACUUCGAUCGGAAUGGGGACGGAACCAUUGACUCGGUUGAGCUGGCGACGGUGCUACGUUCUCUAGGCUACUCGCCGACAAAGGAUCAGCUGAAGAAGCUCAUGGACAAGGUGGAUCUGGACGGCACUGGAGACAUAUCAUUCGAGGAGUUCGUGGUGUUGAUGAGAGUGGGGGGCAUGGAGACCGACUACGAGAAGGAGAUAAACGGCGCUUUCUUUUUUUUCGACAAGAACGGCGACGGACAGGUAGAUCGACAAGAACUGGCGGAGAUCAUGCGCGGGCUCGGAGACAAGCUGACCGACGAAGAGAUCGACCUCCUGAUCAACGCCGCCGACAAGGACAAAGAUGGCACAAUCUCCAUGAAAGAGUUUGUCACCUUCAUGUUCGACGAGAAAGCAGUCCAUAAGUGAUUCUGGUGAAGGCAGCGUCAGCGCGAAAAGAAUGAACCCGGAACGGGCCGAGAGUGUUCGCUCGGGGUAUCUCGAUCUUCCUGCGACCAUCCAUGGCAAGGGGGGAACCAAAGCAAGCCUGCAGAGCCGUCCGUUUCCUGCAUCGUUUUUUUUUUGUAUCCUAUGCAUAAGUAGUCAACUAAGGGGAGGGGGGAGUGAGGUGCUUCUGCGGCUGUAGGGUCUUUACUGUGAUCGUUGAGGAUACCACUGCUGGGUGUCGCUCUUGUAGAUAAAAUUGUAACCAGUACAGCACCAUCACGAGUUGAUUUAUACGGCGCUGCUGUUGUUGAUUUGCACGUUGGGGCGCCCGUCUACGCAUGGCAACCUGCAGCCGUAGACACAGGGCAACCAAGGAGCCCGUGUGCCAUACGUAGCAGUGGUACACAUUGUGUGGUGUCCAGGGAAUUGUAGCAAGGCGGAGGUUGGGAGACAAAUGCUUUCCGAUGGAAUCGCUGAGGGUAUGCAUGUAUUGCUGUGAGGAUUUGGACAUUUUUACGGGGCACGGUUUCGAGUUUUUUCGAUCUGUCAGCACAGCAGACGCAGUUAGUGUGGACGCAACAGCGCCAGCAGUUCGUAGAUCGAUAAAUUGCGGGCCAAGCUCUCCUUACCCAUGUCUUGUGUCGUCCUUCUUUGUGAUGCGGGUAUUGUAGACGUUGGCGGCCUGCUUUGCGCUCUAGUACCUACUUGGCUCCUUAACACACCAUCACGCGGCGCUGGGUAUGAGCGAGUGGAGCAUGGAUGGGUACGCCAGGGCCCUAUUUUUCUGACGUACAGUAGCGCUUUAAUGUGUAUGCAAGCGCUUCGUUUGUUUUCGGUGGAGGCCAAGAGGUCAAUAUGUAUAUUUCCGAGGUUACUGCAGGUUACAUGGCGUUAGAUGCCACCCCCCGGACCGUUUAGCAAAGCCUGGUUACUUCAAGGCAGGCGUUGCCGAAAAUGGCGGUUUUGGAACCGUCUUGCCGAGAGUUUUUUCGCGUUUUCCGAAAAACGUGCCACACGAUUUUGUGCAACCUCUUCGUCGUGGAGUAUUGGAGCCUUGAAAGUCGGUCCAGGGGUGUGUUAUCUUGUGUCAUAUCGGUAUGUUUGCUCGCCGGCGCCGCACGGGUUUCGUUUCCCUUGCUUGAUACAGUACAGUCACCGUGACGGUGCUUUGUGGGCGUCGAAAGGUUGGCGUGAUGUGCAGGCUUAAAAAUACUUGGGGCGGUAAGGUUAAGGUUUAGUUAACCCUCGGAGGCAUGUGACCUUUGGCAUUGCCUUGGUUCUGCCGAAACGCAAGGGGAUACGUCAAGGGCGAGAGAGAGCGUGUGUCCUCUAACAUUCUGGUGGGGCGUUGUUUUUAAGAGAUUUGUGCGCCGCGUGCGUGCGCCUAAUGCAAGGGAAAGGCGCCGAGAGAGAAAAAAAAAGAAAACUAGUGUAGGGGUCGUUUCUCUUCGCACGGUAACAUGAGUAGUUUUAUUGUUUUGGCAUGUGUGGUGUGCGCGGUUCAGAUGUUGCUGGAGCACCACUUCCGGCAAGAUGAUUAGGUGUGCGUGCGUGCGUGAUACAAGGAUGUGUGCGGUGGCGGCGUGGUGUACAAGCCUGUGAGGCUCGAGAUCCACAUCUCUCGGACGUACAGUAGCCGUGUGUCGAACAAGCAAGUCGUCUCCAAUGAAUUCCGCCGCCUUUGUACAAUCCCAGGCAACGCGGCAGGGUGGAAAGGACAGGUCCGUUGGAGGAAGUGGACGAAAAUAACCCUUUACAUGAAUGAAAAACCCCAUGAGAGCACCAUGGCGUUGCAACGUUGGGCACGGUGUAGAAAAGCUGAUGUACCGGACACCUUGUUUCGCAGUGUCCUUUCAUUUUUUGCCUGUUUUUUGUUUCGCUUCAAAUCGGGGGGUUGCGUGGAGGCGGCGGGUACAGAGUUCCGCUCGCACACAGACGCGCCGACUGAUCCCGCAAAACAAAGGGCAAAAGCCUUCGCGUGUUGUAUAACUGGUCUGGUUCCGUUCUUGUCUACGGGGUCCGUUCGUGCUUCUCGACUCCAUUGGCACAUCCGUGCUUUACACCAACGGUCGCCCCGGUGGUCUGGUGGUAUCCUCGUAAUCCGCUAGUCGCAGAGGUCGUGAGUUCGAAUCUCCAUGGGGUGAGAAAUGUAAAUUUGCGGGUGAAAGCGAAAUAUAGCUUAAGAGCUCUCGUGAGUACCAAACUUCGACGUUAGCACAGUUGACGAGUGAAAGGGACCGCUGGACCCUUCUCGCGAAAAAAAUAAAAUUCAGCACCCACCGCAGGAGGAAGGUGGGGCAUGAAUACAAAUAACAAGAAGAAAAAGGUGUUUACCCCCUCCUGUGUGACCCUGGAUCGUUGUAGUUGUACGAAAAAAUACACUGAAAAGUGUAGUACUCUACAUGCGCUGUAAAGUGUAGUACACGUCUCACCACGAAAAGUGGGGGGACUGUCGCCAUAAUAAACAGGACGAAAACGCAUAACACACAUACCUACACGCUUGCCGUCCUGCACAAGACUUAUCAUCUAUUUGUGCGAUCACAUCAUCAUCGGCGGAUCCGCGCUUUACACCCACAGGCAUGCCGUCCUGCACAGGACUUGCCAUCCACUUGAAGCAAAGCGAUAGCCUCAUCAUCAAGAGAUCCGUGAUUUACGCCCGCAUGCAUGCCGUCCUGCACAAGACUGGUCAUCUACUCGUACC